GCUAGAGAUAGAAUAUAUUUAAUAUGAAUAAAAGAUACAAGAUAACAUUCAGCUGGGACCACGCCCGCAAGGCCGAGCUAUGCCAUCCGAUCAACUCGGACUAAUUCAAUUUAUUUUUCGUGCCUUAUGGUAACCCUCGCGUUAUUAAUAGAAGAAACCAGACUGGUAGGAAAAUAGGUCUUUAUUUUGAUCUUCGCGCAGUCACAGUGGAGCGUGGGAUUCCUUACUCAGACAAACAAAACCUCUCAACAAGCAAUAUAAGAUAGAUAGAAAUAUAACGCCUAAACAAAAUAAAGAAGUGAAUAAAUAUCUGAACUAUGCUGUUUUGAUAUAUGCUUAGUUGCUUGAGAUUAACUCUUGACAUCCAACCUAAGCUGUUACAUUAGCUUCCCCCUAGAAUCAACUUCCGUAGGAACGUCGGUUCGAUAACCUAUUUAUCAAAAGCAUUUAAGUUCUGUUUCCGCAGUCCAAGGGAGGAUUAUCAACUCGCUCACUAUGACUUCAAAUCAAUGACAACUCCAUCGGUCCGUGGAUGUCUCUUCAUUUGCCAUCUUAUUUUGUAGCAUGCAAUUUUUACUACACUAUAGCUGACGGUUUGCAACGUGCUCGCAAGAGAAAGAGUUUGAGAAAAUGGAACAAGAAUGUCUGAGGAAGUGCCGCGAGCGGGCUACCCAACACCACGUUGGUGAGGUACGAUUUUUCCAUGCUCUGUCCUGCUAUCAGGUGUUUACUCACCUGCCUCUUGAGUCGCCCUCAAGUAAAAAGUAAAGAAGAGUCUACUUCAAAGGUAAUGAUGAAAAUCAACAAAACCUGAAGAACUGCUCCACUGCCUGCAUAAAAUAAUAAGGUAAAAAAUGUAAAUACAUAAAUAUAGUUGAUAAUUAUUCGGUUUCACGUGUUUUGCCUCGAGAAAGGAUUGCUCGUCUGCAAGGAAAUAGAGAUAGUGUAGACAUCUUGUGUACGAAAAAGUAUAAACACAAAACAAGAAAAAUACUCUUUUUGAAUGCAUAUAUAUAAAUAUGUGAACUUGCCAGAAGUCGGAUUCCUUACUAAACCUAAUCCGCCGUAUGACUUUAAAUCUACGGUGACCACCUAUUAUAACCAGGUAGGUAACCAAGGAUGCUAAGAGUAUUCCACAAAACGGAAAAUAUACGGUGAAAGAGGUAAAACAUUUAUGAAGAGUACGAGAACCAAAUACAUUUGUGUCAAGUACCCUUCAUAAAUGUUUUCCCUCUUUCACCGUAUAUUUUCCGUUUUGUGGAAUACUUUUAGGCACAGCAAAAACGUUAUGACCGUUCGAAGCUGCCCGCGCUUUCGUUUCAACGACCUUGAACAGCCUGACAAGAGGCGGUCAUUCCGUAUUUCUAUUGCCGUGGGUUGGUUGGGUUUCAUGAGUGUCAAGUUUUUUCAUAAUUAAGUCAUGUUUUGCUGCAUUGAAAAGCACAAAAUAAUUAUCAAACGCAUUAAUUUAGCAUUCUCUUUCUUGUAGUGUACACGUUGGCUCUGUUGUUGCUUCAUAGUUUGAUCUGUGGUCCCAACUGCUGUAGUAAGCCUCUACGAAAUGUCAAAUCAACGGUAAAUCCUAAGUAUUUAUAGUUCUUCCUUGAGUUAUUACUGUUUCAAGGAAUUAUUUUUUUAUAAACAGUGAUUUUUGUUUGUAGUGCUUCGUGCUCAAGCGACAUUUCAGUCGUCCUUAGCGAACCUUUUCAAAGUAUGAUACUGAACAAGCGUUUUGCAUACUGGGAUGACUUUGAUAACGCCCUAAAAGAGUUCCAAAAAGUAUGGAAGAGUGAUUUUAUCAUUUCUCAGACUACGUGCACUCAUUACAUCCACGCAGAAAGCAGGUUGCUGAAGGAUGUCAGAUUCAAAUACCUGUUUGUUGCUUUUCAUUGUACAUUUGGUCAUAAGCGGAAAUCAGAAGGUUUGAAAGUGAAUCAAAAAUCGUGAGAACUUUAGCUAAUAUGUGACGUUUAAGGUCUAAAUUCCUUAAUUGUCAAUCAAAGUUCCGUGUACGACUGGAGGCGGAAGGAUAUGUCAUCAAAUCCUACAAGAUGCUCCACAAUCAUCCAUGUAGUAGUUCAUGGAUGGUUUGUAAUCCAUGGACAAGAAGAUUAUCGUCGGAAGAAAAAGAGAAUUUGAAGCCAGUCAUUUUGCAGUCGCAGUCAACUGAUGAAAUUAUAGAAUGUGUCAAGGAGAGAACUGGUAAGGUGGUCACUGUUGUUGAUGUCAAGUCUAUGAAAGCUGAACUCUCCACAGGUAAGUGUAUAAAAGUAUAUUUCAGGUUGUUGUACGCGUAAAAAUGUUAUGGAUUUGUUGCGACAGAAAGGUGAAGUUAGGGAACAUUUAGAAAAUGGAUAUGUAACGAGAAUAUGUUUCAGUAUUUAUGACCAAAUGCACUUGUACAAUGAAUAUCCGGAAGUUGUUUGCAUUGAUUCUACUUAUAAUACCAAUAAUAAGAAGUGAUUGUUCUUUUGCUUGUAUUCUAUUUUGUAGAUAUUCCUUAUUUCAGUUGGUUGUAACGGAUAACUUUGGUCGAGGACGUACGGUCAUGUUUGCCUGGACGCUAAAGGAAAUGCGUGCAGAUGUCACCUGGAUUCUAGACAAAUUCAAAGAAAUCAUGGGAACAACAAGACGGACAGAAACAUUUGUUAUGGACUGUGCACGAUCAGAAAGCGCGGCUGUCCGUAUCACACACGGGCACGCAAACAUUAUUCUGUGCGCUUUUCACGUAAUCCGCGCUUUCCGCAAAAAGACACGUGACAAAAUCGUGAGAACGUACCUCAGUCGAUUGGUAAACGCUAAAACGGUUGGACGGUAUUUUUUUGAAAUGUAUUUAUUGACUAGAUUUAAUCAAUAUUUCAGAAUAAUUAACCAAAGGGACAGGCAGCUAGCUCAAUAUCUUCAUCGAUUUUGGAUGUCGCGUAAAAGUAUGUGGGCUCUAGCGUUUUACGGCAAUGUUUUAACAUUGGGCAAUAACACAAAUAAUCGUGUUGAGUCUCUCAACCGUCAGAUUAAAAGGUAUGUGAAGAGAACAGAUAGUUUAUAUAAAUGCAUAUACAAAGUUAUCAAAUGGAGUGCAAUGACGUCAUCUAGAAAAAAUAUUGAAGAUCAAAUAACAGCCUUAAGGUCGUGUACAUAUGAAGCCCCACAGCGUUUGAUUCCGUUGUUGAAAAUGCUUACGCCAUACGCGCGACGUAAAGUGCUAUACGAACUUAAACAUAUGCGUUUUGUUUCUGUGGGAUAUGAAGCCGGAGACUGGGUGUCUAUUGUUGAUUGCGGGAAGCAUUAUGCAGUGGAUCUAAAUACUAUUGAAUGUGAAUGUAGUACAUUUCUUAUAUGUCGAUACCCAUGCCGCCAUCUGCUACUCGUAUAUUUUAAAAGACGAACUCUUUCAGGUAAGCUAUAUUGAUUUUGAAAUAUAAAUUGUAUAGCUAAUGAACUUCUUAGGUACU
Schistosoma spindalis is the source of this 3452-nucleotide messenger RNA. NCBI's taxonomy places the organism in Eukaryota, Metazoa, Platyhelminthes, Trematoda, Strigeidida, Schistosomatidae. The record is from the annotation of a GenBank genome assembly.